AUGGGGGGCCUAAGAAAGAGCAUUUUCGCGAUCGUCGGGUCCCUGUUCUUCCUCUUGUUCUAUCUGGGUUGUAUCUUCUUCCCCCCAGCUGCGACUUCCCAUCCACCUCUGUCCAGGAAGAGGAGGAGGAACAUCUCCGUUCUUUCCUCCCAGUCCCAGCGCAUGCCCUCCGCCGCAUCCGCCGCAUCCGCCCCUCACGAACCCCAGGAAUCUUCCCCCCUUUCCCUCCGGUCCAUUCUCAGGCACCUCGUCUGUUGUUUCUUCGGACCGCAUUCGCGGCAGCAGAAGCGGCGACCGCACGUAGCAGCCAUCGGGCCGCUUCCUUCCACCCAGCAGCAGCUGCAGCCCCGGCACCACCUCGUCUUCCCCGAGGAGGCCACCGCCAACCCGAAGGCGAUCGCGUCGUCCAGAUUCCUUGAGAAGCCUGACGAGCUCACCCGCAGCGCCUCCUUGAAGCGCUCUUCGUUCACCUCCAGAGACGACGUGUUUCCCUGCGCGUCCUGCGGAGAGGUCUUCACCCGGAGCCACCUCCUCGACCUCCAUCAGGCGGCGAGGCACGCGCUCUCUGAGCUCACCGACGGCGACUCGGGCCUGAACAUCGUCCGGAUCAUCUUCCAGUCGGGGUGGAAUGGAAGGCGGGGGAAGGAGAGCGACAGGGUCGAUAACAGUGUGGUCCCUAUCGUCCACCGCGUCCUGAAAAUCCAUAGUUCCCCCAGGAUGCUCGCUCGCUUCGAGGAGUACCGGGACUCCGUCCGGUCGCGAGCAGCCGCCCGGUGGGCCGCCGGCUGCGGCGGAAGCGCGGACGAGCGGUGCAUGGCGGACGGGAACGAGCGCCUCCGCUUCUACUGCGCCACCUUCCUGUGCGGCCUUACGCAGGAGGGCGGCAAUCUGGGCAUCUGCGGCAGUCCCUUCUGCUCCGCGUGCGGCAUAGUGCAGCGCGGGUUCGUCGGCAAGGAUGCCGACGGCGUGGCCACGCACACCACUGGGUGGGGCGCCCACUCGCACUCGUCGCUGCCGCAGGAGCUGGAGGGGGAGUUCGAGUCCAUGAAGACCCGUCGGGCGAUGCUGGUGUGCCGGGUAGUCGCCGGCCGCGCAGCCCUCGGCGGCGCGGGAGCUGCCGGUGACGGGGAGGGGGACCACGGGAUCUACGACUCCGUCGUGGCGGCGGGGAGGGGGGGCGGCGGCGGGUGGGCGGCGGAGGAUCUCCUGCUUGUCUUCGACCCGAGGGCGGUCCUCCCCUGCUUCGUCAUCAUAUACAGCAUUUGA
Molecule: messenger RNA, 1266 nt
Organism: Spirodela intermedia
Lineage: Eukaryota; Viridiplantae; Streptophyta; Magnoliopsida; Alismatales; Araceae
Source: the annotation of a GenBank genome assembly